Messenger RNA from Rhipicephalus sanguineus (brown dog tick), 1132 nucleotides. Its product is annotated as innexin shaking-B. The coding region runs from base 14 to 1132 and encodes 372 amino acids. The transcript has a single exon. NCBI's taxonomy places the organism in Eukaryota, Metazoa, Arthropoda, Arachnida, Ixodida, Ixodidae. Gene Ontology annotation, molecular function: gap junction channel activity. The record is from RefSeq and is a predicted model, not a curated record. Gene Ontology annotation, cellular component: plasma membrane; gap junction.
ACUAUUUCGAAAAAUGCUCCACAUCCUCGGAAAUCUGAAGAAGCUCUUCAAGGUUCGGAAGGUGCACACCGACGGCAAUGUCUUCCGCCUUCACACCGUCGUCACGGUCGCCUUCUUAAUGGCCUUCGGCACGAUCCUCACCACGAGGGAGUACGUGGGGACGCCCAUCGACUGCCACUGUCCGACUGUUCCGAAGAGCGUGGUCGACUCGUUUUGCUGGGUCGAGUCCACCUUCAGCUUUCGCCCCCUCUUCAACGCGUCUUACAACGCGAGCGUCGUCUACCCAGGCGCCGGUCACAAGCCUCCCAGAAGGGGACUCGGAGACCGCAAGUACCACACGUACUACCAGUGGAUCUGCUUCCUCAUGUUCGCCCAGGCGCUGUGCUUCUACGCACCCCGCUGGCUGUGGAAGGCCUGGGAAGGCGGCAAGGUUUCCGCCAUCGUCGCCGCACUCGACAUACGUUCCGCCAUGACGCAGAACAGCGCCGAACUUCGGUCCCAGAUGGUGGACUUCCUGGUGCUCAACAUGAGCCACAAUCGCUGCUUUCUGGUCAAGUACCUCCUGUGCGAACUUCUCAGUGUCGCCAACGUCAUAGCCCAGGCGGCCUUCACCGACUACGUUCUGGGAGGAGGGUUCCUGACCUACGGCUGGGACCUAGUUCGCUGGCAUCGCGGCGAGGACCACCGGGAGUUCGUGAGUCCGGCCGUGAUAGCGUUCCCGCGCAUCGCCAUGUGUACUUUCCUCAAGUACGGCCAGUCCGGGUCGAUCGAGAACCUCGAGGCCAUAUGCGUUCUCCCGCUCAACAUCAUCAACGAGAAAGUCUUCGCAUUCCUGUGGUUCUGGUACGCGACCAUGCUGUUCGCUGGCGUGUUGGCAGUGUCCUACCGCGCGUUGCUGUUGGUGAACGUGCCGCUCAGGCGUCGACUUCUCAGCUGGCGUUAUCCGGACAGUCGGCGCAUCGCGGCCCUCGUCUCAGCCAUUUCAGCCGGCGACGUCUUCCUGCUAAGCCUGGUGGGACAGAACGUAGACUCGCUCGUCUUCAGCCAGCUGGUGGCGGAACUGUCACGCAGGUUGAUCAACACGAUCAACGUGCCGCCCGUCGUGAUGCCGUCCGCUCCACUGCCGCAUUGA